AUGGCGGCAGUGCACGUCGUCGCUGCGGGCCCGGCGGUCCGGCUGGAGGAGGUCCGCGACGAGGUGGUGGUGGAGCAUGGCGAGGACAAGCUGUCCACCGCAGCUGAGGCCCUGGACCGAGCAGCAGAAGAGCAGAGAAAAGUGGCGCAGGAAACCGAAGAUGCUGCCACGCAAGCCCAAAAUCUGGCAAACGAAGCAGCCAAGAAAGCGUCCCAGGCGGACGCCGCGCAGGCGGAGGCGGUGAGCUACCGGCAAGAGGCGCGCGAGCUGCUGCAGGCGUCGGUGGACAAGCUGCGGGAGGCGGGCGGGGCAGCCAAGCACCUCCUGGAAGCCGCGGAGCAGGCCAUCAAGGACGCUGCCCAGCGGGUGCAUCUGACGGGCGCGAAGGCCCAGCCGGGUGAGCAACACGAGCCCACCGGGGCUGCCCCAGCGGCCGCCUACCCCGCCGCCUACCCGGCCGGCGCGGGCGACGCAGCCGCGCCGAAGGGCGAGGGAGGGGCCGGUCACAAGAUGCAGGGCUUCUUCCACGAGGUGGCGGUCAAGAUGCACCUCACGUCGCAGCACGACAAGGACGAGGUGCCCCACGACAAGGAGUGA
Messenger RNA from Klebsormidium nitens, 597 nucleotides. Lineage: Eukaryota; Viridiplantae; Streptophyta; Klebsormidiophyceae; Klebsormidiales; Klebsormidiaceae. The record is from the annotation of a GenBank genome assembly.